Messenger RNA from Ostreobium quekettii, 630 nucleotides. NCBI's taxonomy places the organism in Eukaryota, Viridiplantae, Chlorophyta, Ulvophyceae, Bryopsidales, Ostreobiaceae. The record is from the annotation of a GenBank genome assembly.
AUGGCGCGGGGCGCCGGCGGCAGCAUGGGCUCCGUUGCGGGGGUCGCGUUGGUGAUGGCGGUCGCAAUGCUGGGAAACUUGCACGCAGCGCGCGGGAGCGACCCACGCCCACGGAGCCUGCUGGCCAGCGCGAGCUCCAUCGCCACGGCCAUCAGCAAUGGCGACACACACACAGCUGCCAAGGCUAUCGCAGACGCUCAAGCCAAAGGUGACAGCACGGCCAUAGCUGACGCUCUAGCUGAGGCGGCCCAAGGAGGAAACGCCAUGGCAGCCGCGGAGGCAAUUGCUGAAGCCGUGGAUCAACGUGGAGCGGACUCUGAUGCCCUCGCGAGGGCCAUCGCUCAAGGCUCAGGAGGGACCGAGGAGACCGCAAAGGACGCUCUGACGGAUGCAGUCGAUGACGGACAAACGGGCGCCCUCGCUGAAGCCAUUGCCCGGUCCGCGGGAGGCAGGACAGAGGCCAAAGCGGUGUCCACAGCGGAGGCCGUCAGCCGGUCUCGCAGCGCCAUUGUGACGGCGAUCAGCACUGCUUUCUCCAACGUCGCGGGAGGUGGCGAUGCUGUGUCCGAAGCUGAGGCAGCGGCCACGGCGAUCGGGAUGGCAAUCGCCGAGGCUUAUGCCAAAACAGAG